GGAUGGGCAAUUAAUGUAGUUAGUGUGAAUGUAAUAAUGGGAAAUCAAAUUUGCAAGAGAAAGAGAUAGUAGUGGUAAAAUGUUAUUAAAUUGUAAGUUAGAUAAUAAAGAAAUAAAAAACAGCAAUCAUUAAUCAAAGGGGUCAAUAAAAAGCAAUAAGUAAACAGGGGAACAAAAUCAAUUUAGUAAAGAUUAAGAGAAGAAAAUAGUAAAUAAGUAAGUAUCUCUAACAAGUUCAAAUAAUAAAGAAUUAGGGAAAUUUGAUGAAGUUUGUAAGGAGAAAGAAAAUAAAAUAAAAGCUGCAAUAAAAAUAUAGAGUAGAUACAGAGGAUAUUCUGUAAGAAAACAGAAAUAAUAAAAUAAGUUAAAAAUAGUAUAGAGAAAUGUGAUAUAAGGAGCAAAUAAGAAUUAUAUGUAGGAGAAUUAAGAAGUUAUAAAUCUACCUCAUUAGAAUGAUGAUACAUAAUUAGAGAUGAGAGGACCAUACUAAUUUAAAAGUGGUGCAAUAUAUGAAGGUUAAUGGAAGGGUAAUUUAAGAGAAGGUAAAGGAAGAUAGAUUUGGAACGAUGGAGCAAAAUAUGAAGGGGAAUGGAAAAAUAAUAGAGCUUGUGGAAAGGGUAAGUUUUAUCAUGUAGAUGGAGAUAUAUUUGAAGGAGAAUGGGAAAUGGAUAAAGCUAACGGAUAUGGAAUAUAUAAGCAUUCAAAUGGAUCAAGUUAUGAAGGAUAAUGGAAAGAUGAUCUUUAACAUGGAUAAGGUAAGGAAGUUUGGAAUGAUGGUUCAAAAUAUAUAGGAUAUUAUUAUUAAGGCAAAAAAUAAGGAUAAGGUAAAUAUGAAUGGCCUGAUGGUUCUUAUUAUGAUGGAUAAUGGUAAAAUAAUAGGAUAAAUGGUCGUGGUGUUUAUUGUUGGGCUGAUGGUAGAGGAUAUAAUGGUUAAUGGUAAAAUAAUUGUAUGCAUGGAUAUGGAGUAUAUACUUGGAAAGAUGGUAGAAAAUAUGAAGGAGAAUAUAAAAAUGAUAAAAAAGAUGGUCAUGGAAUUUAUUAUUGGGCAGAUGGUAAAAAAUAUGAUGGGAUGUGGAGUGAAGGUAAAUAAAAUGGAUAAGGAUUAUUUAUAUUUGCAGAUGGUACUUAAAAACAUGGUAUAUGGAAAGAUGGAAAAAGAAUAAAAUGGCUUGAAAUUGUUACUUGA
Paramecium sonneborni is the source of this 1186-nucleotide messenger RNA. The record is from the annotation of a GenBank genome assembly. Lineage: Eukaryota; Ciliophora; Oligohymenophorea; Peniculida; Parameciidae.